Molecule: messenger RNA, 1698 nt
Organism: Helicoverpa zea (corn earworm)
Lineage: Eukaryota; Metazoa; Arthropoda; Insecta; Lepidoptera; Noctuidae
Product: purine nucleoside phosphorylase-like
Exons: 6
Coding region: 96-1097 (333 amino acids)
Biological process (GO): nucleoside metabolic process
Cellular component (GO): cytoplasm
Molecular function (GO): purine-nucleoside phosphorylase activity
Source: RefSeq, a predicted model, not a curated record
GGCUAUCGUCCGCCGCAUUUCAUUCUCGGACAUCGACCAAUAGAGACCUACGCUAACAAUUUAUUUAUUAAUUUACCAAUUAAUCAAGUGCAGUGAUGGCACCUAUUAACGCGAAUGACUUAAAUGACGCCAAGGCUUUCGUGCCGGCGAAGAAAGUUCUGCCUGAAGUUGAAACGGAUGUUGCCAAUGGAAACGGAAAUGGGAACUCACCUAAAGGAUACUCCUACGAAACUCUACUAGAAAUAGCAAACUUCUUGCUGUCGCGUAUCUCUGUGAAGCCGCACAUCGGCAUUAUUUGCGGCUCUGGGAUGGGUUCGUAUUGGAAAGAGGGUUCCUUGGCUGAAACUAUCACAGAUGCUGAAUCUAUCUCAUACGAGGAUAUUCCUAACUUUCCUGUGAGCACAGUCGAGGGUCACCGUGGACAACUGGUCUUCGGAAAGAUCAGCGGCAUCCCCGUCGUUGCCAUGCAGGGACGCUUCCACUACUAUGAAGGAUACCCACUAUGGAAGUGUUGUCUGCCAGUACGUGUGAUGAAGCUCAUUGGUAUCAAAGCGCUGAUUGCCACCAAUGCGGCUGGAGGGCUAAAUCCUUCAUACAAGAUUGGUGACAUCAUGAUCGUGAAGGACCACAUCAACAUGAUGGGCUUCGCCGGUAACAAUCCUCUGCACGGGCCCAAUGACGAGAGGUUCGGCCCUCGCUUCCCACCCAUGAGCAAAGCUUACAACUACGAAUACAGAAAAGUAGCAAAAGAGAUCGCGAAAGAGUUGAACAUCGACAACAUAGUGAGAGAGGGUGUGUACACCUGCCUCGGAGGACCCAACUUCGAAACCGUUGCUGAACUGAACAUGUUGAAGAUGGUCGGAGUCGACGCUGUUGGCAUGUCCACCGUUCACGAGGUUAUCACAGCAAGGCAUUGCGACUUGAACGUGUUCGCGCUAUCCCUCAUCACCAACGAAUGUGUGACGAGUUACGACAAUGAUGACGAAGCGAACCACGAAGAGGUCCUAGACGUAGGUCGCAUGCGGCAGGACAUCUUGCGUCAAUUCGUCAGCAAGCUCGUCGAAAGGUUUGCACAGAUCGAGGCCAAGAACCCUUGAACAUCAACAGCAUACCCACUGAACUUCAUAGAUACUCUACACUCAUGAUGCGAACUCAGGUCUUUGAUGAACUUACCCUCAGGAGUUGUUAUUGUGAAUAAUUGAUGUAGAGUAAAAAUUUUCAUUAUUAGGUUAUAGGUAUUUGCGAGGUUCUCACGAAUGUUUGUCAUUUGAUUUAUUCGACUAUUCGAUUUUGCUAACAUGCAACAAUGUGCGUAACGCACCAUGCAACGUUACAAUGUUGCCUGUCGCGUGCGCCGCUUUGCAUACAUCAUACCACUGUGCAUUUUUAGAUCUUUUUAUUUUCAAUUAUAAUGUAGUCGUCCUAAAUUUUUACUUUUAUAUUUAUAAAUGUAGACGUUAAAUUACGUUUAGAUAGGCCAAUUUAUAAAUAUUCACGUAUAACUAUUAAGAUGUUAAAAUUGUUUGUAAGUUUUAUAUGAUUGUUGUGUACCUAGAUAUAAAUUACUCAUAAGUAAUAAUUAAGAAAUUAUAAUUCUAAGUAAUUUUGAGCAUAGACAAACUGAAAAUUGGUCAAAGUUGUGUUGAAAAAGAAAGAAGUGAAAAUGAUUCUGUAAUAAAUAAUCGAAAAGAAAUAAAA